Messenger RNA from Rosa rugosa (rugosa rose), 3624 nucleotides. RefSeq names its product abscisic acid 8'-hydroxylase 2. Gene Ontology annotation, molecular function: monooxygenase activity; iron ion binding; heme binding. NCBI's taxonomy places the organism in Eukaryota, Viridiplantae, Streptophyta, Magnoliopsida, Rosales, Rosaceae. Gene Ontology annotation, biological process: sterol metabolic process. Bases 109 to 1560 code for a protein of 483 amino acids. The transcript is spliced from 8 exons. The record is from RefSeq and is a predicted model, not a curated record.
CAACCCAAUUCACCCUUCACUCACCAGUCACCACUAACUUGUGCUAAGUUCACAUCUUCACACCAAAUCAUCAUUCCCUCUCACACUUUCUCCUCAGCCUUCACCACCAUGCAACUUUUCUCAUCAUCACCUCCUUUCUGUGCAGCUCUGCACUCAGACUUUGGUCUCGUCCUGAUACCAAUCCUCGUGCUCUUGGGCUUGUUCGUCCUCCAAUGGCGGCACCCGAGAUUCCACAGGCGCCUUCCCCCUGGCUCAAUGGGUUGGCCUUAUUUCGGAGAGACUUUCGAGCUCUACACUGAAAACCCAAAUUCCUUCUUCACGGUCCGGCAAAAACGGUAUGGGAGGAUAUUCAAGACCCAUGUUUUGGGGUGUCCAUGUGUGAUGAUAACAAGUCCAGAAGCAGCAAAAAUGGUACUGGUGAGUCGGGCUCAUCUGUUUAAGCCGACUUACCCCAGAGGCAAAGAGAGGAUGAUAGGACCGGAGGCUAUAUUCUUUCACCAAGGAGCCUAUCACUCAAAGCUAAAGAAGCUGGUUCAGGCUUCACUUCUGCCCUCUGCAAUAAAAGGUUCAGUCUCAGAGAUUGAGCAAAUUGUUCUAAGCCUACUGCCCACAUGGAAGAACAACACCAUUAACACUUUGCAAGAGAUGAAGAGGUAUGCUUUUGAUGUGGCAAUGAUUUCAGUUUUGGGCAACAAAAGGGACAUUGAAGUGGAAGGGAUUAAACAUCUGUAUCAUUCCAUUGAGAAGGGCUAUAAUUCCAUGGCUCUUGAUCUACCUGGAACUCCCUUUCACAAAGCCAUGAAGGCAAGGAAGCUUCUGAAUAAGGCAUUGAGAGGACUGAUACAAAAGAGAAGGGAGAGUGGUGAUGCACAAAGUGGUGGAUUGCUUCAAGAACUGUUGAGAGCAAAAGAUCAGAAACUUAAUCUGAACCUCAGUGAUUCUCAAAUUGCUGAUAAUAUCAUCGGGGUUAUCUUUGCUGCUCAUGAUACCACUGCUAGCGUUCUAACAUGGCUCCUGAAGUAUCUUCAUGACAAUGACGAUCUCCUAGAAUCUGUUACGAGAGAACAAGAAGGAAUUCAACGCAAAAUGUUGAAUGAGAAACGCGGGUUUACGUGGGAUGAUACUAGACGCAUGCCUUUGACUAAUCGGGUGAUUCAAGAGACUCUAAGAACAGCAAGUAUACUGUCAUUCACAUUCAGAGAGGCAGUGGAAGACGUAGAGUUUGAGGGUUACUUUAUCCCUAGAGGUUGGAAGGUGCUGCCUCUUUUCAGAAGCAUUCAUCACUGUGCAGAUUUCUUCCCUCAGCCUGAAAAGUUUGACCCUUCAAGAUUUGAGGUUCCACCUCGACCCAACACUUACAUGCCCUUUGGGAAUGGCGUGCAUUCCUGUCCAGGCAAUGAGCUGGCCAAGUUUGAGAUGCUGAUCCUCCUUCACCACCUCACAACUACUUACAGGUGGCACCUGAUGGGCGAUGACGAUGGGAUUCAGUAUGGCCCUUUCCCAGUUCCCAAACAGGGAUUACCCAUCAAAGUGACUCUGAGGAACAAGAAUAGGACCUGAUCUCAGGUUCUUGACGACCAUCCAAAACUUUUCCAAUGGGGACAAAAAGCAAGCAAGCAGACCCCAUUGAGCCUCUAGCUUUUCCUCCUCUUCCAUCUGUGUAUUUUUUUUUUUUCUUAGAGAGUUUGUCGUUGGCAAUCGAUCCUAUGUCAAGUUCCUUAGCAUAGGGUAAGCGUCUGUCUGUCAGUCAGUUCAGUCAAUCAGUCAGUGUCAGUUUAAUGUAAUGUGCAGAAGAAUAAUCAAUGAAAUGCAAAUUUCAUUUCAUUAAGAGCAAAAACUGUGAAUGUGUGAAUGGCAGAGUUUUGUUCUCUUGUUUGAAGAUCAAGUCUGUGUGGCUUUGAUUGUGGAUGAAGUAUGGCUUUGAUUGUGGAUGAAGUAACUUUCAGCUAUCUUAGAUUUUUCUUCAACUUGGGGGUAGAAGUUGAAGAGUUGAGAGACAACCUAGGCCAACUGGGAGUUCUGUCUACAUAUGUAAACCUUAAUCAACACAAGUGACAAAUGAUGGAGUCACAAGGUAUCUGUGUGCAUGAACUUCAUGGAUAGAUAUUUUGGGUGUGCACACUAGAAUUCCACGUAGGGGAUUGUCUCAGCACAACAUUGUAGCCUACGUGGGUUACUAAACAUGUCCAGUUGAUCAGAAUGUUCCAGCCCAAAUGUUAUCUAUUUGAGGAAACUAGAGGUUGAGAGCAAGAAAAUGAUAGGCAGUGAUGUUCAACUAAUCGCGCUAGUCUUCUAGUGAUUCUGUCUAGGCUUGCGUGAAGGUUUUGCUCUGAUAUCCUAUACCAAGAAAGUUCCAAGUUGAAACAUCAACAAUGUAUGACAGUUUUGGAUGGCAGAGAUGUGGAUGGAACAUUGGAAGAAGAUUCUUCUAUGACACUAACGGGUAUAAAGAAUGAGCAGGUUCACAUCAUUAUACAUAAUAAAAUGGUAUGAAUCCAUCACAUUCAUUUUCAAAAACAUUACUAAUGUUCUUUUACUAUAAUCCAAAACUAUCCGAAACAGAAUCAACUGCAAAUUAGCAUCAUUAUCCAAUAAAGUACAGCUCCGUAAGGAAAUUCAUUUUCAAGGAGAAAUCAAAGAUGGUUGAGAAAUUAGCAUUAAAAGAAACACUAAUAACUCAACCCAAGUCAUAACUACCAUGAGGAAAUUAACAUUAAGAAAUUAGCAUUAAGAAAAUUCAUGUCGACUAGGGUUAUGGACGAAAAACAGGACUCCUGGUUAGCAUUAAGAAAUUAGCAUCCUUAAUCAUUUUCAAAGCUGAAGUCAAAUGCAGCUCCUUCAAGUGGAAUGACUCCGUGAAGCUAGUUUUCCCGUCCUCAAAGAAACAUUAAUAACUCUUCUAUAUACAUAUAGAAACAAUGAUAUACACAUAGUUCAACUCCUCUCCAAACUUGAAGAACCAGAACCCUUUACCUCAAAAAAAAAAAAAAAAAAAAAUAGAAACACCCUUUCAAAAAAAAAAAGAAAAAAAAAAACAUAUGGAAACACUAAUAAACACAGUUCAACUCCUCUCCAAAACAUGAAGAACCAGAACAGCGAGCUAUGUGUAUAUUAGCGUUUCUUUGGGAAUGGGAAAUCUUGUGUUCAUACAACUAACACUAACAUGCUUUUGAUGUAAUAUUUGCAUUACUGUAUCAGUCAUUCUAUUGUCAAAUCAAAAUUUUGAUCUCUUGAAUUCACUCUUGUAAAUGACGAGUGGUUACAUCCCACACAAUGUUGAUUUCCAUUCGAACAAUGUGAAACGAAAUGCUAAGAUACCGAACAUAAAGGGCAAAUCCUAAAUUGUCACCAGGAUCAUUACAUGGAUGGGUUAAGUUUGUUUCCAUAUCCUAAACAUGAAUAACGUUUAACAGCAUACAUCAACAAGCUUCUGGAAUCACAAAUAACAAGACAAACUAGAAUGUGUGCAAUUGGAAACAAUGCCGUGACCAGGUAAAACCAUGGAAACAAUUCGUAAUAGGAAGUGGCCCAAAUUCACAACUAACAUGAGCUAAACACAAGCAGUAGUAGUCAUGCACAGACAUGCAACCACAAGAAGAAAAAACAACAGAAAGAAAAAAUGAA